CCACAUUUCACCAUCACUACUUUGUUUUCGCAUAUCUUUAAAUUUUGUAUACGUAGCAAACUCUUUCGAGAAAACAAGAUGAAGCUCGUGGUUGUACAAUUCUUCAUAAUCUCUCUUCUCCUCACAUCUUCAUUUUCUGUACUUUCAAGUGCUGAUUCGUCAUGCGGUGGAAAGUGCAAUGUGAGAUGCUCAAAGGCAGGACAACAUGAAGAAUGCCUCAAGUACUGCAAUAUAUGUUGCCAGAAGUGUAAUUGUGUUCCUUCGGGAACUUUUGGACACAAAGAUGAAUGUCCUUGCUACCGUGAUAUGAAAAACUCCAAAGGUGGAUCCAAGUGUCCUUGAACGUUCUUUGAAGAUCCUCAUCACAUACAUAUAACUUCUACGUACUAUAUGUGUGGAAAUAUUAAUCACAUUCUAUGUUUGAAAUAUAUAAAAUAAAAUCAAUGCCCCCAAUGUUGGAAAUCUUCAAUGUGAUAUCUUAAUAUAUAUCACGAAUAAAAAAGUUUAAAUUUCUC
Molecule: messenger RNA, 515 nt
Organism: Arabidopsis thaliana (thale cress)
Lineage: Eukaryota; Viridiplantae; Streptophyta; Magnoliopsida; Brassicales; Brassicaceae
Product: Gibberellin-regulated family protein
Exons: 2
Coding region: 79-342 (87 amino acids)
Cellular component (GO): extracellular region
Source: RefSeq, marked reviewed